CUGCGAUCGAUCCCGGCGGGAACUAAUUUUAGGGAAGGGACAAACAAAGAUUCCCUGACUCGUUCCAUUUAAUCUAUUUAGGUAUUUAUUUAGGUUAACUUAUACAUACGACUUUAAAUCUAUUUACUAUUUAAUAGCUGUCACCUUUCGCUACCAUCUACGUGGUUUAUCACCCGUUGAUACCUUCCGAUCUUCAACACCCAACUUUAAACAUUCGUUAUCGGUUGCCGGUUCCGAGACAACGCCAAUAUGAAGAUAGCAAGCCUUAUCGCGGGUCUUUCCCUUGCGUUGUCCGCUGUCGCGGCAGAUCCGCCGCCUCCGCAAUUCCCGGUUGUCUUGGGUAUUGUAUCCGACACUCCGGUUCAAUGCGCUCCUGGUCAGAAUAUCAACCUCACCUUCCUGCCGAACACCCUCCGACUCGAACUUUCCAACAUGCAGUUCGGUACCGAAGGCCACGGAAGGACCGACGAGAUAGCUUCAUGUCAAUUCACAGUCGAGUUUACUUCCUGGUGGUAUAAGUACCGUUUCGCUAUUGGUGAUGUAACUUACAGCGGCCACUUGAAUGCGACCGACGGUGUCCAGCUCUACCAAUUGACAGCCAAUUCGGUUUUCAGAUAUGAGAAUCGCAAGCUAAACCCCGGAAGAGCGCCACCCGAUAUCUGGAACGUAUCCAUGUCCACUAUGAUCGACAAUACGGCUGCGACAACAAUUGGAGGCGAUGGAAACUUCGACGAUGAUUUCAAGGCAAGCGGCAAUAGCUCUCACUUGGAGUGGUCAACCUGUAUGGAUGGUGGUGAGGGAACUGGUGAUGUUAAGACGAAGCUCGCAUUUACGCUCACCGCGACAACAAGCGAUAAGACGGGCAAAGGCACUGGAAAAUUGACCCACGGUUUGACGUACGACUUUGGUAUCGUCUGGGAAGAGUGUAUUCCUGAUCGCGCAAUUAAGAAUGCCUGGGGUGAGACUCGGAUUGAUGACUGGUCGACAUGCACGUACAACACGUCGACGAAUGGGACAUCACUAGCAGCUGCACGAGCGUUGCGCCGUGGACCAGCUCUACUCGACUAAUCUCGAUGAUUUAAACUCGGUCAGGAUGAAGUCACACAGGUGACCGAUCAGUUAUCCAGAUAGAUAAGAAAGCUUGCGCUUGCUUUUUCAGUUUCGCGAAAAUAAAUGAUAUAUGACAAGCUAACCCAAUUCCCU
Messenger RNA from Hypoxylon trugodes, 1203 nucleotides. RefSeq lists its product as uncharacterized. Lineage: Eukaryota; Fungi; Ascomycota; Sordariomycetes; Xylariales; Hypoxylaceae. The transcript is spliced from 2 exons. The coding region runs from base 250 to 1068 and encodes 272 amino acids. The record is from RefSeq and is a predicted model, not a curated record.